Messenger RNA from Silurus meridionalis, 2052 nucleotides. RefSeq names its product fin bud initiation factor b (gene fibinb). The transcript has a single exon. Lineage: Eukaryota; Metazoa; Chordata; Actinopteri; Siluriformes; Siluridae. The record is from RefSeq and is a predicted model, not a curated record. Bases 466 to 1092 code for a protein of 208 amino acids.
AAAUUAUUUGGAUCUGUACAGUAUAUUUUUUGUUUAAUUCAUUAGUGCUAAAAGCUUCUAAUAUCUCCUGCUACUCUAAUAACAAACUCCUGUGUGAAAGAGUCGUGCUGCUGCCAGCCCUUUGCUGUGACGGGUCUGUAAUUUGAGAGCAAAAGCAGGGGGAUCAUUAGUCUAAAGCUAGUGCUGUCUCAGAGAACCAGAUGUGCAGACCCUCCGAGCGAGUGCACGGACUAGAUUGCUCGCCUAUCAUCUCAGCCUGGAUGAAAUCUUACUGCGGGGUGUAGGCACCAAGUCCAAACCGAUUAAAGAGAACUACAAGCAGGCAGGAGACCGAUGUCGGGUGCGUAGGAUGGAGAUGUAGGAUUGUCAGAAUGUUUGUCAUGCAGCAGGCUGCAAUGGAGACUUUCUGAAGUUUGGAUGAUUUUUUUAUUUAUUGAAAUUUUUGUUUUUUGGUGAGUGAAGAAGAUGGUUUGUCUUGAAUUAUUCGUGGCGGCGUGCCUGGUUUGUCUGCGACUCGGAACGGCGUAUUUGGGUCCCCUGUACCCGGAGAUGUCCAACGGCACCUUUCAUCACUACUUUGUGCCGGACGGCUACUACGAAGAAAACGACGACCCCGAACAGUGCCAGAUGCUUUUCCGAGUGAAGGACGAGACCCGGUGCGUCGCGGAGGAGGACACCGACGCGGUGAUCCGCGACGACUUCACCAUCCUCAGGCGGCACGUGGAGGACGCGGCGCGCGUGCUCGAGGCCAUCGGCCGGAGCGUGGCGCUCGACCUCGACGGCGAGGAGGAGAAGAGCUACGGCGAGUUCCUGCGUCGCGAAAGCGCGCAGAUCGGCGAGGCCUUCGGCGGCUCCGAGAGGUCGCUGCUCGAGCUCGAGGUGAAGUUCAAGCAAAGUCAGGACCAGGAGCUGCGCGACGAGCACCGCGUCGGCGACGACUUCCUCGCCAUGGUGGCGCACGCGCGCGACUCGCUGCGCGACACGCUGGACGCGGCGCUCGCGCUCAAGGACAAGCACGAGCUGCUGUCGCUUAUCAUCCGGAGCCACGGCACGCGCUUGAGCCGCCUCAAGAACGAGUACCUAAAGGUGUGAACGUGGAGAGAAAAAAAAGAAAAGGGCUGUCUGGCGAACACAAUGCAGCUAUUUUGUGCAAUACCUUAGAAGGCAGUUUUUUAUUUUAUUAUUUUAUUCACACUCUAGAUGAACUGCAUCAGACUGGACCAGGAGUCAUUAAUUUCCCUUCUUGUUCCAUCUGAUAGGAUCAUAUAAUACUCAGGCUUUGUGACAGUAAAUAGAACCAGGGUUUAAACCACCUGUUCCAUCUUUUUUAGAUGAUGUUCAGGUAUUUAUAUGCAUCAAUAACGUAUUUUCUUCCUUUUUCUAGUAUUUAUCCAAAUGAUUUUAGUCAUUACUUGAAUGUGCAUAUUCUGCAAAAAAAAUCUAAAGAUUUUUAGUUUUGUUUUUUUGUGUUGUUGUACAUUGCACAUCAUAAUCUAUAAAUUCAUAUUCAUAUUUAGCACCCAGAUAAACCCCCUAUUGCUGAAUUCCCAUCCCGUCUUCACUCAUCCAAACUGAACACACAAGGUGUACAAAUAACCCUGAAAACUCUGCGGUGUAUUCGCAACACUUAAACAUGCUGACAAACCUCCUGAAAUACACACUGCUUAAACAUGUGAUGUAAAAUAGCUUUUUAAUACUGUUAUUCAAAGGAGGAGAGAAUAUAUUUGUAAGAGCUUUUUUGAAUGGGGAAAGCUUUUAAUGUUAAUAUGAGCUUUGAGGAUGUUAUACUGUGAGUGUCUAUAUUUUUCAUGCAAAAAAAACUGGCUACAGUGUAAGGUAUUCAUGUUAGAGUUUUUUUGUAGUAUGAAUAUAUUUGUACGAUUUAUUCAUUGAAGGAGAAAAAAAAACGAACAAAACUGAAAUGACGUAUUCUCUGACCAACCAAGAUAACUGCAGGCAGGAAUAUUGGACUUCAAAGCUUCCUAUCAUGUGUAGUUGCAUUCCUGAGAGGUUGUUUAUUCCACUUUGUAAUAAAAAAAAAACUUUAAAGAG